GGGGGCAGGGAAUGGUGGGACGAGGAGGAAGAAGAAGAAGACGGGAAGGAGGAGACUAUGGCGAUGGAGAAGGACGAGGACGAAGACAAAUAGAAGGACGAUAACGAAGAAGGAGGAGGAGGAGGAGGAGGAGCACAAGGAGAGGAAGGUGGAUGAGGUGAAGGAAGAAGAGGUGGAAUAGGAGUCCAGGAUGGUGGAGAUGGAGGAGGGAGAGAACUUAGAGGAGGAAGAAGAACAAUUUGGAGGAGGAGGAGAGGAGGAGGAGGAGGAAGAGGAGCGGGAGUGGAAAGAGGACGAGGAAGAAGAGGAGGAAGAAGAGGAGCACGAGGAAGAAGAGGAGGACGGCCCGGCGAUGGAGGAGGCGGAGGAGGUGGAGGAGGAGGAAACCACGACGACGGAGGAGGAGGAAGAAGAAGAAAAGGCCACCUACCCGAUAACCGCUUGUGUGCUGGACACGACCGAUUGCGAUCACUUGUCAGAUUAUUGGGACUAUAUUGUCACUCUCAUGCGUCCCUCCAUUGUGUCGGUGCCACGCCUGCUGACAUACGAGGGAGUCGGGACGAGGAUGUUGGACAUUAUCUACCACGAGGUUGCGACACCCAUUGCCCCUAAGAAGGCAAAAUGGAAGGACACCGGAUGCACGUUGAUGACGAACGGGGCGACGGACCAAAGGAACAAGCCCAUCACGAACUUCAUAGCAGCAGGGCAGUCUGGAACGGUCCUCAUUUGUACCAUCGACAUGUCAAACUGGGACAAGGCAGGCAUCGGAUUGACGGAGACAUGGGAGAGUCUCAUACGAGAUGACAUUGGGGUCAAGAAUGUCAAUGCGAUUUUCACUGACAAUGCGGAGGUGAUGAAGGCAGCGGCCAGCGUUCUGCAGUCCCAUCCAAACCCCGACAUUGCACACAUUCCUUGGAUCUCGUUCGCAACACAUUGCCCGAGCUUGCUGUUGAGGGACAUUGCUGCACAUCCUUGGGCAAAAGUAAUCAUGCAACGGGCGUACAAGAUAAUCAAGUUCAUGAGAAACAAACAGAAGGCGCUCGCACUGCACCGAGGCACGGAGCAUCCACUGAACCUCAGGCAACCAACAAAUAACUGGAGACGUGCACGAUGGACUGACGACACACGGACUGAUGAGCAGGAGCUCCGCGAGCUGUGCAAAUCUGAUGCAUGGUGGCAGCAAGUGAAGAGAGUGAUGGGUGUGAUGAGCUGUGUUACAAAUUACAAUUUCCUUAGGGACAUGGAACGUGAUGGGUCGUCACCGCCAGGUUUGUGGGAUCGGCAGUCAAUCCUCCAGAGGAAGAUUGGCGCUCUGCAGCUUGACGCCCAAAGGAGGGCGGUUGUCAUGGAGAUUGUGGCAGACAGGUGCGUGAUGAUGCGUCAGCCGGCACAUGUCGCGACUUAUUUGUUGGAUCCUCGUCAGCGCGUCGUGUCAUUGUUAAGGGAUUGGUUGGCCCCUGUUGUGCAGAGUGCGCUUGACCACUUCGCUUGCAUUUUGGGCGGGGGGUGGAGGGCGGAGGAGAUGCACAACAUCUGGGAGGCUUUAUGGACUUUCCAUUCCGAUGAUCCGCGGUACUGGUUGGAGAGUGAACCUCAUUGUUGGGACUUGUAUGCCACUUGGGAUGCAACAUCGAAGACCAUGCACCCGACAUUGUGGUGGGAGCUUCAUGGCGUCUGUUUCCCAAAGUUGGAGGCCAUCGCGAAGAAGGUGUUUGGCAUGUGGUCGACAACAACUCCUUGCGAGCGCAACUGGGUGACUCACGACGUCAUACACACGAAGAGGCGCAACAACCUCUCUGCUAAGAGUGUUGAGAAACUCGUGUUCAUUCACUGGAACAUGCAACUUCUUAGUGCCAGAAGGCGGUUGGAGAGUCGUUAUAUCAACGUGUGGGCGAAUAUGGUAGAGGACCCCCUAGAGGAGAUCGAUAACAAAGAUGUCAUCCCCGCAGAUGUGGGCGAGAAUGACAGGGAGCUCAUGGAUCAGGUUAACCGUCGCAAGGACGGUCGUAACCGGAUCACGUCUAUAUCGGCAGACGAGCAUAUGGCGGAUGCAAUGUCCCCAUGGCAAGAUAUGGUAGGGAAGGCAGUUGCAGAAGACCAGCACAAUAUUUGCGACGGGUGGGCGACAUUGGACCCUCACACGGACCUCGACUCGUACGUCGAUGGCAAUUUCCUGGCGGUGAAGACCAUCUGGAGGAGGGUGGGAGGCCACAUCGAUGUCGAGGGUCUAUUAGCGACAGACGAUGUAGAGGGGGCAGAGGAGGACAUCGAGCGUCGCCACGACGACAUCCUUACCUCAACUUCACAGCCAAGGGUGGCGGAGAUAGGAUCAUUAUGCGCCACAACAUUACAAUGCGUCAAUCAUACCUCAUCCUCCCGUUUUGCAGGGCCAACUGCCGUCGACUCCAGAGGUUUGGACGCGCAUGUUUCUGCCACGUUAGGUUCCCCUGCUAGCACCGUCGAUAGCAGAGGUGUAAUGAUAGCAUGGACGAGAGGGAAGAUCAGCCAGUGGAGCACAGGGCACAACAUAGAGAGGGGGUGCAGGAGGUGGCAGAGCAACUCGCAGAGUGUCCAGGGUCAGACAAAGUGCCGUGUAGAUGGUGGAUCAGAGGGCGGACGUGGUUGCAGAGGACUUGAUGGGCAGAAGGUUGAGAAGCUGGUGGGUGACAACAUAAACCGUAGAUUGUACGAGAAUGCACACCCAAGGGACAAGGACGGCGUUCGACCAAUGGUGGUGCAGACUGCAGAGCAGUGGGUGAAGGAAGGUUUGGCCGUGACAAUGGAACAGAGGGGGAACCAAAGGGUACAUCCAUGUGUUCCCCUUGCUGCAGAUCAUAGGGUGGAGCAGAGGGUGGAGCAGAGGGUGGAGCAAAACGUGGAAGUUAGGGUGGAUGUGAGUGCGGAACAACAAGUGAAUCAGGGGCGAUCAAACAUUGUACGUGAGAGAGUAAGUGAGAGGAUUGACGAGAGUGUCGUCCGAGAUGAGGGCGUUAUGAUGGCGGAGGACAGGAUGGAGGAGAGGGGUAGGGAUCCCCUGCAGGAGAGCCGUGCUUGAGACAUCACACUCACUAGGGGUUCAUUCUAUGGGAUUCCGCCAUUGUCGCCACAUGCCGCAUAAUCCUCGCUGGGGGUGGAUUUUGGUGUACAUUGCAUGUCGCCAGCACAUCGU
Molecule: messenger RNA, 3169 nt
Organism: Chara braunii
Lineage: Eukaryota; Viridiplantae; Streptophyta; Charophyceae; Charales; Characeae
Source: the annotation of a GenBank genome assembly